Molecule: messenger RNA, 1887 nt
Organism: Magallana angulata
Lineage: Eukaryota; Metazoa; Mollusca; Bivalvia; Ostreida; Ostreidae
Product: nicotinamidase-like
Exons: 7
Coding region: 175-1017 (280 amino acids)
Source: RefSeq, a predicted model, not a curated record
GGCCAAUCGGUGAGUAGUCAUCCAUUGUGUUCCACAGCGGUAAACAAAAUCUCGCUAUCUGAUCCUAACAUUUGGUGCUAUACCGUAUUGAAUUUUUCGGACAGUACGUUUUCAUUCAACAAUAGAACCUGUUGAAAUUUAGGACAAAUAUCGCUUCUCCCCACCAAGGCAGGCAUGUUUACCUUUCUAAGAAAUCCCAGCCUCCUCUUCAUUAUUGUAUCACUUCCGGUUCCUGUUGUCAUGGACAAUGUGGCCCUGCUUGUGAUUGACGUUCAAAACUGUUUUCUUCCCACGGGAACUUUACCGGUGACGGAAGGUGACCUAGUAAUGCCAAUUAUCAAUGAAAUACGCCAAAAUUACGACAACCUUUUCUCGUUGGUUGUGUUUUCCCAAGAUUGGCACUGUGAUAAUCAUGUUUCCUUUGCAUCUCAACACAACGGGAAGAACCCAUACGACACUACAGUUCUUCACUACAACAGUACAGGAAACCUUUGCGAAUCAACGUGUGACGCUCAAUACAACAUUACCCAAGUCUUGUGGCCAGAUCAUUGUAUAAAAAACACAGCGGAUGCAAAAUUCGCUUUGAACAUUACCAGAAAAAGCUCUGAUGUCGUUGUGCAAAAAGGCUACCAUUGCAAGAUCGAUUCGUAUUCAGCUUUCUUUGACAAUGGUGAGUUCAGUCAAACAGAGUUGAACACAAAACUCAAGGAAAAGAACGUUGAUACCGUUAUUAUAGUAGGACUUGCUCUGGACUACUGUGUUUAUUACACAGCCAAAGAUGCCAAGAAAUUAGGCUACAAAGCUUAUGUAGUACAAGAUGCCACACGUGCCGUAGCAAAUGCAACUUCAAUAGACGCGUUGCAUGACAUGAAAGAACGCGGCGUCCAUAUUGUGCAGUCCUCGCAGAUGCCAGAUUUGAUGGAGAAACUGACAAGUUCCGGCAACAUCCCACAGUGCUUUCACCUCAUCUGGUAUAUCGCAGCGUUUGUGAUUUCUCGGAGACUGGCAUUUUUCUAAUUUGAUUACUCUUCAUGUUAUAUAUAGUACAGCUAUGUACCGAGUAUUAAGUACCAACAAUCUUUAAAGAUAUUUUCCAUGUAUAUAUGUAUUUACAAAGUACAUAAUUCACAUAUUUCAUGCCAGAAAAUUAAGAGGCGAUAAUUUCGGUCGGGGUGUGACCAAAUCUAUCAUAUAGCCCUUCCGGCUUCAUUGGAUUUGACCAUGCCCCAACCAAACUCAUCACCUUUAAUUUUCGUUUACAAUGUAUAUUUGCCUUUUACUGUUUAUACAUGCAUAAUUAUGUUGUUUCAGGCACGUAGCAUCAGGGGGGGGGGGGGGGGGGGCGGGGAGGGGGGCCUGCCCCCCCCCCCCACUUUUUCUUGCAGGAACAAAUUUUUUAAAAUUUACAUAUAAAAAAUAGAAUUAUCAUGGAGUUGCCCCCCCCCACUUUUUUGGGAGUAUGUAAAAAAAAUGGAUAUGAAAUAAGUAAAUGAGGAGUGAAAUUGAAGUAAUAUUCCCCCCCCCCCCCUCCCCCACGUAUUAGGAUUUUGAAGAUUUUGGAAAAGUUGAAAUUUCCUUUUUUUUUUUUCUUUUUGCUUGUCGAGAUUUUUUGAAUGAGCCUGCCCCCCCCCCCCCCCCCCCCCCCACACACUUUCAAAAACGAUGCUACGUGCCUGUGUAUUAAACCAUUUUAUGACUUUAUAAUAUUUCCCAUGCGCCAUAUACCAUAAAAAGCAUAUACACUGUACAUGUGGCCUACAAAACAACUCAUAUGCCAUUUCGUGAUGCAAAAUGUAUGAAAGACAAGGAAUUAUAAUACCUGUAAAUUUUAAACAUUUACUACAGCUGAUAGUGAAUUGGUUGUGAAUUAAAGACAAAAUCACAUUG